AUGUCUUAUAAUCCGUAUGCGUACACUACCGGAGAGCAGAACGGCGUCAACGACCGCUUUGCUCACACUCCACAACACCAGCAACCGAUGCAAAUGCCCAGAAACAUGCCGAUGAACGGCCAGGCUAACAUCAAUGCAAACAUGAACGCAAACGUGAACGCAAAUGUGAACGCAAACACCAAUGGUGCCGGCGGCUUUCCGUUCCAAGAUACACGUGGUUCAAUGGCAUUCCAAUUGGGGCAGAGUGCCUUUUCCAACUUUAUUGGUCAGGAGAAUUUUAACCAGUUUCAAGAGACCGUCAAUAAAGCCACGGCAAACGCCGCCGGCUCCCAGCAGAUCUMCACGUAUUUCCAGGUGAGCACCCGUUAUGUGUUCAAUAAAUUGAAACUCAUCUUGGUGCCCUUUAUCAACGGUACCAAGAACUGGCAACGGAUCAUGGACUCUGGCAAUUUUUUGCCACCAAGGGAUGACGUAAACUCCCCAGACAUGUACAUGCCUAUCAUGGGGCUGGUCACCUACAUUCUUAUUUGGAACACACAAAAGGGUUUACAAGGCUCUUUUAACCCAGAGGACUUGUACUACAAACUGUCCUCUACGCUGGGCUUUGUCGGGCUGGAUUUAUUGAUUUUGAAAUUGGGUCUAUAUCUUUUGAUCGAUUCGAAGAUUCCAAGCUUCAGUCUGGUGGAACUGUUGUGUUACGUCGGUUACAAAUUUGUUCCAUUGAUCCUCGCCCAACUGUUAACCAAUGUGACCAUGCCAUUCAACUUGACUAUCCUGAUAAAGUUCUACUUAUUCAUAGCCUUCGGCGUAUUCCUACUAAGAUCUGUCAAGUUUAAUCUUCUAGGCCGCUCCGGUGCUGGUGAAGACGACAUACAUGUCUCCGUGAGCAAAACAACCGUCAAGAAGUGCAACUAUUUCUUGUUCGUCUACGGCUUCAUCUGGCAAAACGUCCUCAUGUGGCUAAUGGGAUGA
Messenger RNA from Saccharomyces eubayanus, 972 nucleotides. RefSeq names its product protein transporter YIF1 (gene YIF1). The transcript has a single exon. Gene Ontology annotation, cellular component: Golgi membrane; COPII-coated ER to Golgi transport vesicle; endoplasmic reticulum-Golgi intermediate compartment. The record is from RefSeq and is a predicted model, not a curated record. The coding region runs from base 1 to 972 and encodes 323 amino acids. Gene Ontology annotation, biological process: endoplasmic reticulum to Golgi vesicle-mediated transport. NCBI's taxonomy places the organism in Eukaryota, Fungi, Ascomycota, Saccharomycetes, Saccharomycetales, Saccharomycetaceae.